GAAUAAUACUGCUAUUACGUUACUUUCUUCAUUUUGGCAGUAUCUUCUUUUUCUCCUCUUAUCUUAAUAACCUCUCCAUUCAACACCACCUUUUACAAUAUUCCCCAUCUUCUCUCAAGGGUACUCCAAUUUCUUUGCUCUCCAGUUUUUUUAGACAUUAAUCAUGUCUUUCAGAUUCAGAGGGCCAAAUGCUUCUUUUGGAAUGGGUGUGGCUGAUCACGGCAAAAAUGCAUUCUUGGAGCUAAAGAGGAAGAAAGUCCACAGAUAUGUGAUUUUCAAGAUUGAUGAAAAGAAAAAGGAGGUUAUUGUUGAGAAAACUGGCAGCCCUGCUGAAAACUUUGAUGAUUUUACUGCAUCUUUGCCAGAAAAUGAUUGCCGAUAUGCGGUGUAUGACUUUGAUUUUGUGACCUCCGAGAAUUGCCAAAAGAGCAAGAUUUUCUUUGUUCAUUGGUCUCCUGCAACAUCUCGUAUCCGUGCAAAAAUGCUUUACGCCACUUCCAAAGACGCAUUUAGAAGAGAGCUGGAUGGUUUUCAUUAUGAGAUUCAGGCUACUGAUCCCACAGAAGUUGAUCUUGAAGUGCUGAAAGACCGUGCUCACUGAGCACCUCUUGCAUCAAAAGCUAUCUUCCUCAGAAUAAAGGAAGAGCAUUAGCAGGGCCAUACCAUCAUAAUGAUUAGUGCUUAUAGCUUAUCGUUGGCCCCGUUUCUUACACAGCAAAAAUUCUUCUUAAAUAAUAGGGAAUUUGGGAAAGCUGAUUUCCAGUUACACAUUUUAGCUUGUUAGUGUAUAUGGUGUUGCUAUUGUUUUGCUUUUUCUCAGAUGUUUGAACAAUUAGGAAGUGCAUAAUAAUAUCAGUGGUUCUCAAGCAAGUAUAGUAUUCAUGGGCUGCAAGGGGCUGGAUCCUCUCUAAUCCUUAUUCUCCACUUCUCUUCAAAUUAAGGAUUAUGGUUUAAGUCUUACAUGCUGGAGUCACGUCAAGUUAGUAGCACUAUCAGGUAUUGGAUUUCCUUAUCAAAUUGUUCAGUUUUUUUUUUAACUAAGAGUAGAAAUCGACAAGCAUUUGAAGUAAAAUUGUCUUCUAGGAAAGUGAGUUAACAUGCCUACUGUUAUGUUAAUAAAGAUUUGUAACAUGAUAGCUUGUGUAAUAAAGUAUAUUGCUGUA
Messenger RNA from Nicotiana tabacum (common tobacco), 1163 nucleotides. Its product is annotated as actin-depolymerizing factor-like. Gene Ontology annotation, biological process: actin filament depolymerization. The record is from RefSeq and is a predicted model, not a curated record. Gene Ontology annotation, molecular function: actin binding. Gene Ontology annotation, cellular component: actin cytoskeleton. Lineage: Eukaryota; Viridiplantae; Streptophyta; Magnoliopsida; Solanales; Solanaceae.